Messenger RNA from Ciona intestinalis (vase tunicate), 7069 nucleotides. Lineage: Eukaryota; Metazoa; Chordata; Ascidiacea; Phlebobranchia; Cionidae. The record is from RefSeq and is a predicted model, not a curated record.
CAUUUUUUUAAUCCUGUUUCUUCCCAGAUCUCGAAUCUCUCCAGAAGAUCCUCAAGAUUAGUGAAUCAGUUGAAGAGGAGGAAAUCCAACAUCAUUGAUGUCCAAAAGAGACUCGCUCAGUUUGGUGAAAAUCGCGAUGAAGCAUCGAAAAAUCUCGAUUCUGUGAUCGAGGAAGUUGAAAAGUUUGAUAAAGAAGCUGCAAAUAUUGAGGAAGUUCAAGAAUUACAAGGAAAAUAUAAGACCUGGAGUCAAUCAAAAGUUGACCCCCUUCGCUUGCAAAUCGCUCAUGCACGAGAUAUCGGGCACGUAUUGGUGUUUGGUGCCGAUCCUUCAGUACAAACUUUCCACAUCAAACAUGAUAUCAAUCAACUGGAUGCUAAAUGGAACAAACUUAGUGACUUGAUGACGGAGUACGAAGUGUGGUUGCAACGCUCGCUGAUCGACAGCGGACAUUUUAACGACGUUUACGACUCUCUCCUCGCCUGGUUGGACGAGGCGGAAACCCUGGCAGCCAAUCAGAAGCCAGCGUCAUGGGAAUACAAAGUAGUGGCUGCCCAAUUAGAAGAACAUAAGGUAUUUGAGAAAAUGAUCAACAGCCAGCAUGAGAUGAUGUCAUACUUUCUGAGGGAAGGUACCAAGUCACAUGACAUCAUGGACAAAAGUUACGACGAAAAGGUGAAAAAGAUGACCGACAUGCGCAGGAGGUGGCUGGAUUUAUGCGAGAAUCACAAGAAAAGGGAUGUUGAAUUAAGGAGAGUAACAUCUGAAGCGGAGGACUUCCAUCUUCAAUCCUCAUCUUUCCUCACAUGGAUGGAGGGAGUAAAGAAAACAGUUGAUGUGGAUGUCACGGGAUCACAUCUCGAGCACAUCGAGAAUCAAAUCCGGCAACAAAAGGCCUUGAUGACGGACAUCCUCCAACAUGAACCUCAUCUUCUUCAAAUUCGAUCUACUCCUCUUCGUGAAUCCAUGAUCCCGCAUCCUCCUCUUUCAUCCUCCCUUAAAAACUUCAUCGAGAAGAUGCAAUACGACUACGAUGAAGUCCGGAGGAUGAAUGAGGGUCGUCUCCGAAUCCUGGAAGAGCAGAGACAACUCUGCAGAGCCUUUGAUGAAAAUCUUUUAAAUCUUCUCGCUUUUCUGGCUGAGACAGACCUCAAGUUGAAGAAGUGGGAAAAUAAAGCUGGAAACCUCUCGCUCAUUGAUGCGCGACCUGAUUAUAUUACCUCCGUGUUACAAGCUUGUCAGCUUGUAAAAGAAGAACUAACAAGCAAACAUCAAACUGUGGAAGAUUCAGUUAAAGAGGGACGAGUGUUGCUCAGUAAAUGCCCUGGAGAUGAUAAUGAGUUGGCACAUAAGAAAUUGGACAGCUUGAACAUGGAAUACAACCUGCUUUUACAACGUAGCUCUGUCAAAGUAGAUGCGCUCCAAACAGCCCUUGUGACAUCACAGAGGGUCAAAGACACGCAUGAACGAAUAGGAGAUUGGUUGUCAGACUCGAAUUUGAAAAUUAAAGAAAUUCGUGUUUCCAAAAAAGUUGAUUUGUAUUUAAUGAAAGAAGCAGUUGAGAGCAUAAAACCAGCAGAGCAUGAAAAUGACGUUGAAACCAUAAAGCGUGACUCAACAGAAUUAUCGAAUAUUUCCCAUUGGUGGGGUGAUAAGUUACUACAAGAGCAUUUUAACCAGGAUAAUAUACAAUACAACACUGUUAAGGAUUGUGUGGCGUUAUUUGAAAAACAAGUGAAGGCUAUUGAAGAAAAACUCAACUCUUUUUCCAACCACGUUGAAAUUUACAAUGCAACUUUAUUGGAGCUUGAUCAACAAGUUAAUUCAUUCAAGAAACUUGAAUCCAUGGAACGAGGUUACUUAAAUGGAAAGCAAGCACAGAAAGAGGAAAUCAACACAUUAGUAACGAAGGUCAAAGUUCAAUCUGAAUCUCUGGUCGAUGAAGCGGAAAGCCUAAUGUCCGAGCUAGUGGACCGUGACGCACUUAUUGUUAAACAAUUGCUUACGGCUUACCUAAGCGAGCAAGACCGUGUGUUGGAGUCAAAAAAUUCAUGCAUGGAUGCACUCGGGGGUCUCGUCUCACUUGCUAUUCGCUGGUACGAGUCAUGUGACCACAUAUCACCAUGGUUACGGGAGAUGGAGACGAAAGUGGAGGAAUUUAUUGCUUCUGGGAAGAACAACGACAUCCAGUUGUUACAAGAUCAAUCAAGAGUACUUGAACAAGACCUCACAGAGCAUAAACCUCUUAUUACAAGACUCACAAAGAUUGAUGUUGAACUGCAUAACCUUAUUGACACAGAUGAGGAAGAGUUGUUGUCAAGUAUAUCAAACACAACCGAGCAAUUAACAUCGAGAUAUAACGAACUAUGUGCGAAAGUUAGUGGGAAAACCAAUAAGUUGAAUGAUACAAGUCAACAACUAAAUAGCUUUUUCAACAACUGUGAGAAACUGCUUGAACAAGUUAGUUUGCUAAAAGACCAACUUCUUAACUUGGAACCCAUUCCUAUGGAAGCUGAGUUUGUGAAGGAAAGAAUUGCAAGAAUUAAGAAAUACGAGGUGGAAGCAGGCAAACACUCCUCCACAUGCGAUGUUAUGACAGAUCAAGGAGAAGAACUUAAGGAUGACCUUUCUUCCCUCGGAUGUGACAAACUUAAAGAAGUGGUUGACGUCAAAAUGAAACAGCUACGAGAUUUAUGCUCCGAGCUUUCAAACUUCAAUGAAAACCAACUCCACCAGUUAAAUGGGGCGUUCCAAUGCCUACUACAGUUCCGAGAAAACUCUGAUCUCCUCAUGACGAAGAUGUCCUCGCUCCUAGAAAGUGUGGAUGCGACUGUCCUCUUCCCGAUCACUGAUCUUCAGAGCUUAACUGACGAAUGUAAAUUUUUCGAGAAACUUGGUGAGGAAGUAACACACACUGGUGAGGAGGUAUCCAUUGUUGAACAAAUAUCCAAACAAUGCAUUGCAUUUGCUACACCAAUGGGUCAUGAGGUUUCUUAUAUUAGAAGAAGGAUGGAAGAGGUUGACUCAAUGUAUGCAAAACUGAAGUCGCUCUUCGAGAAGAAUCGAUCCAACCUCCAGGAGCAGCUGGAGGCUGCAAUCAAGUUCCAGGAUGCUGUGAAGAGGACCAGGAAGAGUUUGGAGGAGCAAUCGAAGAAAUUGGAGUCUCUUCCUAUUGUUGCAACUGAUCUCGAUGAAAUUAAGAAACAAAUUGAAAAUCUGAAGGUUAUCAGACAGGAUUGCGUCCCUUUGCAAGUUGAAGCACAAAACUUAUCAAACCAAAUCGACCAGUUAUCCCCAAACCAAAGCAAUGGUGAACCAUCUACCAUAGAUGAUGUUGGUAAACUACAAACUGCAUCAAAAAAUGUGGAGGAUAAAAUAACACAGAGACAGAGUGAUUUGGACAAUGCAUUGUUAGCAUUAGGCCAGCUACAACACGCAAUAGAAGAGAUGGUUAACUGGAUGAAGCAUGUUUCACAAGACAUGGAUAAACACGAUCAAGUAGUUGACAAAUGUCCUAUUAACCCAAGAGCUGUUGAAACUGAAAUGUCUAAGCAUAGGAUCAUGUAUGAGACCAUACAGUCCCAGAAAAGCACUUUGGAUGGAAUAACUAUGACUGCUCUGAAUCUGAGUGCCCAGCAAACUGAUGAGUCAGCAGAUUUAAACAAAGCAAUUGAAAACAUGAGUCAGCAAUGGGAUAGCCUCAACGAACAAGCCGAUACUUUGAUGCAAAAACUGAAGGAAAAAUUAAAUGAAUCUUACCUAUGUGAAGAAGAGCUUAGUAACAUUGAAUACUGGGUUGAUGAGAAAGAAGCGGAGAUGAGCAGCUCCCUCUUCUUUGGAGGACUCCCUGAGACUUCCCAAGCGAUGUUGGAUGAACAUCUGGCAUUCAUGAAAGAAUUAGAGUUAAAGCAAGCAACAUUAGAUAACUUGGUUGAGGCGUACCAUGUUAACGAUAGAGGUUUGAAACGCAAGCUCGACGCCCUGCAGAAGGACGCGGAAAUCAGAAAAACAAAAUUAGAAGAAAUGCGAAACGAAGCAAAUACAUUCCAUGAGAAUCUACAGAACUUUAUGGGUUGGCUCGGUCAAGCAGAACAGUGUUUAGCCAACCGUAACGAAGUCCCGCUGAGUGUUUUGAAAGCAGAAGCGAUCCAACAACUCUCACAGCACAAGGAGUUUGAAGAAGAGGUUCAAGGAAAGAGAGAAGAAUUCCUCGAGCUCGAUAAGCUUGGAUCUCAUCUAAAAUAUUUCUCACAAAAACAAGACGGAAUUCUCAUCAAAAACCUCUUGCUUUCUGUCCAUGCAAAGUGGGAUAAGCUGAUGUCGACAACUUCUGCUCGAUCUUCAGCUGUCAACGAACUAUACAAGAAGUCUAUUCAGUUCCACGAUGGCUUAGAGAAACUGAGUGAUUGGAUUCACUCGGCAGAAGAGAAAUUGGAAUACCAGCAAACUAAGAGACAUAUUGAAGAACCUGGAUCUAUUAAAGCUGAAAUGGAUGAACAUAAGGAAUUCCACCAAGCGUUAGCAUCCAAGCAACCAGUAUAUGAAGCUGUAAUGAGAUCUGGUAUUGCUCUUCAUGAAAAAGCAGUUCUGGUUCCUGAUAAAACAGACCUAGAUGACAAAACCAGGAAAUUAAAAGAGGAAUGGACAGCUCUCAACAAGAAAUCAGUUGACAGGAAACAUAGACUAGAAGAGUCGUUAUUAUUUUCCGGUCGUUUCCUCGAUGCGAUUGAAUCCCUCAUACAAUGGUUGUCACAUAUUGAACCACAAUUAAGUAAAAAUGUAUCUGUACAUGGAGAUAUACAUACUGUCGAAGCACUUAUGGAAAAACAUAAUGUUUUACGAAACGAACUAACAGCACGCCAUGCAAACGUGAAAGCUUUGCAAGAAUCGUUCGUUCACGAGAGAGCUGAUUCGUGGGUUAACGACCAAAUGCAGGAAUUAAUCCAGCGUUGGAAUGAAGUUGCUGAGCUUGUUAAAUACAAACAAGGAAGAUUGGAAGAUGCUCAUAAGCAGGCCCAAUUGCUCCAAACAUCUGCUCAUAAAUUCCUGGAAUAUUUAUCCCAAGUUGAAAGUAACUUGUGUCUUACAAACAAACUUCCCAAUGAUGAAUUUAAAUUACAAGAGUUACGAGUGUCCCAUCUCUCAAUGACGUCUGAGUUAAAGAUGAAAGAAGAAGAACUUUCCUCCAUCAUCUCUCUAGCUGAGUCCAUCCUCCAGCAAGCUCAUCCGGAUGCGGUGACUCCUCUUCGUCAGCUCAUUAAAGUCCUCCGGUCAAAAUGGGGAGAGGUCCUCCAGAAGUGUGAUGAUCAUGGAAGGAGCUUAGAUGAGGCAAUUUCUCGCUUGGAAGAGGACAUGCUCCGAAUGGAGAACCUCGGAAGAUGGUUGGAUGAUGCAGAGAAGACUCUUCAGGAUCGAGAGAAGCAACCAAUUGACAUCGAAAAAAUUAACCACUUAAUAGAAGAACACCAACAAUUUCAAGAUGAGAUGGUUUCCAAACAACCAGAGUACGACAACAUUGUUAGUUUGUAUAGCAAGCGUAAACAAGUUAGACCAGCUAAGAAGGGAGAGAAGUCACCCAGGUCUCCACCAGGCGAAACAGCAGACAGUGCUAUGGAGAUAGCUUGCGAUAAUCUGCAUACACAGUGGCAGCGUGUGUGGUUUAUUGCGCUGGAAAGACAACGAAAGUUACAAGAAGCAGAGGAGACAGCUCGUAGGACAUUGGAACUGAGUGACUUUUUAUUUGAUGCUUGGAGGAAGCGAUAUAUGAAGUGGAUGAAACAUAAAAAGUCGAGGGUGAUGGAUUUCUUCCGCAACAUGGAUAAAGAUGGAGAUGGAAAAGUUACAAGACAACAAUUUAUUGACGGGAUUCUUAAAUCAAAAUUCCCAACGGACGAGAUGGAAAUGUCAAAAGUUGCCGAUAUAUUUGAUCGUGAUAAUGACGGUUACAUUGAUUAUUAUGAGUUUGUGGCUGCUUUAUAUCCUACCAAGGAAACAUACAGGCCGGAAACAGAUGCAGAUAAAAUUGAGGAUGAGGUUGUGCGGCAAGUUGCAAAAUGUACAUGCUGUAAGCGUUUCCAAGUCCAGCAAAUUGCAGAGAAUAAAUACAGAUUUGGCGACAACCAGCAGUUACGAUUGGUCCGUAUCCUCCGUAGCACAGUGAUGGUUAGAGUAGGAGGAGGGUGGAUGGCUCUCGAUGAGUUUCUACUCAAAAAUGAUCCUUGCAGAGCCAAGGGCAGAACAAAUUAUGAACUGCGCGAGAAAUUUAUUUUACCAGCUGGAGCCAGUCAGGCUAUGACUCCAUUUAAAACUAAACGAACUUCAACAGCUAGCCGAACAUCUACACCUGACAAACUAUCAUCACCAAAACGACAGAUGUCUAAAUCUCGUGAAUCUCUCGUCAGUGUUGGUUCAACUAGAAGUUGCAAAGCAGGAAAUGGCACGCCUUCUCCUGUCCAUGAACCAAAGACAUCAACAUCAUCAAUACCUCGCAGCUCAAUUCCCAAAUCCACCACCCCAGCUCGAAAACGGCCGUCAAAGUUGCCUUCUCGUGAAAAAACCACGCCCAAGCGCUAAGAACUUGUCCGAAUUUCCUUGUAUUUCAUUAUCCGUGCUUUUAAAUUUUUGUUUUGACAUUGUAUCUGAAACUAUAGUUCUGAGAACCCAUUUCAAUUUGAAUCUACUUUUAUUUUACCUUAUCUUACCUUUAUUAAUUAUACGAGCAAUUUUAACUGAUUACUCAAAGCUCUAGCAGUGCUUGAGCAAUUCCUUCAUCAAUUUUGCCUUUUUUUGAAACAGUUCACGUACCCAUCUGUGAUUUAUAUUCCUUUUACGAGCAUUUGACAAUGUUUUCGUUCUUAGAUUUUUUCCUUUUAGCCGCAUUUUUUUCGUUUUGGGCACGCGCGUAUUGGUACUCUUUAUAUGAGUAAGCCUGAGUUUCUUAUUGUCGUGUAUUCUUUUAUCUUAGCACCCAAGUAGUGUUGUAACGCCAAUACCCAAAUUAAAUAAAGAUACUGUGUGCAGUACCAAAAAAAACAAACAAUUACGAAUAAAUUUUAAUUUGCUUAGAAAA